AGUCGCUCGCUGCGGCCCGGCUGCCUCGCUCCGGCCCUGGGCGUCCAGCUCCUCGCGAGCAACUUUGCGGCGGGCGGGGAGGCCCGAAGGCGUCGCGGCGCCGCGUGCAGCCCACUCGCGGGCGGGAUGGACCCCAGCGCCCCCUCAGCGAGCCCCUCUGGCCCCCAGCCUCCACCACCGCCGCAGCCCCAGGCCCGCUCGCGGCUCAACGCCACCGCCUCAGUGGAACAGGACAUGAGCGGGGUGCCCCAAGCUCCUAAACCCCAAGGGGGGCCUGGACCAGAUGUAGCAGACACAGCUGGCCCAGCUGUGGCCCCGGCCCCGAGCCCUGGGAGCCGAGAAAGGGUGGACAGAACAGGGCCCGCGAAGGGCGAUGCGGAGAUGCCCUUUGAAGAAGUCCUGGACAAGGCCAAGGCGGGGGAUGCCAAGGCACAGACAGAGGUGGGGAAGCACUACCUGCAGCUGGCCGGCCAUGCGGACGAGGAGCUGAACAACUGCACCGCCGUGGGCUGGCUGAUCCUCGCCGCGAAGCAGGGCCGGCGCGAGGCGGUCAAGCUACUCCGCCGCUGCCUGGCGGACAGGAAAGGCAUCACUUCUGAGAACGAGCAAGAGGUGAGGCAGCUCUCCUCCGAGACCGACCUGGAGCGGGCCGUGCGCAAGGCGGCCCUGGUCAUGUACUGGAAGCUCAACCCCAAGAAGAAGAAGCAGGUGGCCUUGUCAGAGCUGCUGGAGAACGUCGGGCAGGUCAACGAGCACGAUGGAGGAGCACAGCCAGGCCCGGUCCCCAAGUUCCUACAGAAGCAGAGGCGAGUGCUGGAGCGCUUGGUUAGCAGCGAAUCCAAGAGCUACAUAGCGCUGGAUGACUUCGUGGAGAUCACCAAGAAGUAUGCCAAGGGCAUCAUCCCCACCAACCUGUUCCUGCAGGAUGAUGAUGACGACGGGCUGGCGGGCAAGAGCCCCGAGGAUCUGCCCCUGCGCCUGAAGAUGGUCAAGUACCCCCUGCACGCCAUCAUGGAAAUCAAGGAGUACCUGAUCGACAUGGCCUCCCGCGCGGGCAUGCACUGGCUGUCCACCAUCGUCCCCACCCACCACAUCAACGCCCUCAUCUUCUUCUUCAUCAUCAGCAACCUGACCAUCGACUUCUUCGCCCUCUUCAUCCCCCUGGUCGUCUUCUACCUGUCCUUCGUCUCCAUGGUGAUCUGCACCCUCAAGGUGUUCCAGGACAGCAGGGCCUGGGAGAGCUUCCGCACCCUCACCGGCCUGCUCCUGCGCUUCGAGCCCAACCUGGACGUGGAGGAGGCCGAGGUGAACUUCGGCUGGAACCACCUGGAGCCCUACGUGCACUUCCUGCUGUCCGUCUUCUUCGUCAUCUUCUCCUUCCCCAUCGCCUGCAAGGACUUCAUCCCCUGCUCCGAGCUGGCCGUCGUGGCCAUCUUCUUCACGGCCACCAGCUACAUGAGCCUGAGCACCUCGGCCGAGCCCUACACCAGGAGGGCCCUGCUGACGGAGGUGGCCGCCGGCCUGCUGUCCCUGCUGCCCACGCUGCCCUUGGACUGGCGCCUCCUGCAGCUCCUGGGCCGGACCUUCGUCACCGUGCCCCUCGGCCACCUGGUCGUCCUGAACGUCAGCGUCCCCUGCCUGCUCUACGUCUACCUGCUCUACCUCUUCCUCCGCAUGGCGCGGCUGAGGAAUUUCAAGGGCACCUACUGCUACCUGGUGCCCUACCUGGUCUGCUUCAUGUGGUGCGAGCUGUCCGUGGUCAUCCUGCUGGAGUCCACCGGCCUGGGGCUGGUCCGCGCCAGCGUGGGCUACUUCCUCUUCCUGUUCGCCCUCCCGGUCCUCGUGGCCGGCCUGGCGCUCACGGGCCUGGUGCAGCUGGCCCGCUGGUUCCUGUCCCUGGGGCUCACCAAGAUCGCCGUCACCGUGGCCGUGUGCAGCGUCCCGCUGCUGUUCCGCUGGUGGACCAGGGCCAGGUUGUCGGCGGUGGGCGCGGUGAAGUCGCUGACGCGGAGCUCCCUCGUCAAGCUCAUCCUGGUGUGGAUCACCGCCCUGGUGCUCUUCUGCUGGUUUUACGUGUACCGCUCGGAGGGCAUGAAGGUCUACAACUCCACGCUGACGUGGCAGCAGUACGGCUUCCUGUGCGGCCCGCGGGCCUGGAAGGAGACCAACAUGGCCCGCACGCAGAUCCUCUGCAGCCACCUGGAGGGCCACAGGGUCACGUGGACGGGCCGCUUCAAGUACGUCCGCGUGACGGAGAUCGACAACAGCGCCGAGUCGGCCAUCAAUGUGCUCCCGUUCUUCGUGGGCGACUGGCUGCGCUGCCUGUACGGCGAGGCGUACCCGGCCUGCGACGGCGGCGGGGGCGCGCCCACGGCCGAGGAGGAGCUGUGCCGCCUCACGCGCCUGGCCAAGCACCCGUGCCACAUCAAGCGCUUUGACCGCUACAAGUUCGAGAUCACGGUGGGCAUGCCGUACAGCGGCGCCAACGGCGCGCGCAGCCCCGAGGAGGACGACGUCACCAAGGACAUCGUGCUGCGGGCCAGCGGCGAGUUCAAGGACGUGCUGCUCGGCCUGCGCCAGGGCAGCCUCGUCGAGUUCAGCACCGUCCUCGAGGGUCGCCUGGGCAGCAAGUGGCCCGUCUUCGAGCUCAAGGCCAUCAGCUGCCUCAACUGCUUGGCAAAGCUCACACCCGCCCGGCGGCACGUGAAGAUCGAGCGCGACUGGCGCAGCACUGUGCACAGCGCCGUCAAGUUCGCCUUCGACUUCUUCUUCUUCCCGUUCCUGUCGGCGGCGUGAGGGCGCGCCCCGGGCCAGGGGCGGGAGCCGCGCGUGCGUCCCCGCCAGGCACGGGACGCCGCCACCCAGCCAGAGGGCACAGUAGUAACGCCAGGUGUGUGCAUGCGUGCGUGCGCAUGCGCACACGAGUGCAGGUGGGGUGCUGGUCACGUGCAGCCUGCUCCCGCCUCCGUGAACUUCAGCUCCGCCCACUGGGAAUGCGGACGGUAUUGGACGUUGCAUGCAGUCCCGACCCCACCCCCAGCCUUGCAGGGCGAAGCCGGUGGGCCCGGCCACACUAGCACUUCUGGGCUCCGGGAUUCUACGGAUGACAGUCUCCCUCCUUCCCUCCUCCACUUACGAGCCCCACCCCCCGCCCUGUUUACUCUUGGGUUGGAUUUGUUUUUUUAAAGAACCAGACGGCUGCUGUGUAAAUUCAUUCGGCGAUAGGGUUUCGUAUUUAUUUGGUCACUGCUAAGCCUUGACAGCUGUGUGCCGGUCUGGGGCUGACGCAGGGCCGCCUGAGCUCUGUCGCGGAUCAGGGCCCCGCCCGGUUCCCGCGGUCAGCAGCUGGGGGAGGCGGCGGGCGAGUUUGUGAGAGUCCUGUCUAAAUCCACCGGCAUCAGGAAAUGGGGAGAACCUGGGGUGUCCCUUCUUGGUGCUCGGAAAAGCUUGGCCGUGUUCAGCACCGGGAAACAGAAAGUCAAGGUCCUAGAGCAGCCAAAAUAAAGGCAUUUCAUGAAAUCUA
Molecule: messenger RNA, 3523 nt
Organism: Hyaena hyaena (striped hyena)
Lineage: Eukaryota; Metazoa; Chordata; Mammalia; Carnivora; Hyaenidae
Gene: WFS1
Product: wolframin ER transmembrane glycoprotein
Exons: 8
Coding region: 127-2796 (889 amino acids)
Biological process (GO): calcium ion homeostasis; endoplasmic reticulum unfolded protein response
Cellular component (GO): endoplasmic reticulum; endoplasmic reticulum membrane
Source: RefSeq, a predicted model, not a curated record